AUGACGCCUUUGAUAUUUAUAGUCUGGAUUGUUGGAUUUAUUGCUGAAGCUAGUUUUUUGGAUGCGUAAGUUUUCUCUUAUCUCUCAAAAAUAUAAAAAAAAUUGAAGAACAACUUUUUUUCAGGCAACAUAAUGUGAUAUUAAUCUUGACUGAUGAUCAAGAUAUUGAACUUGGCUCAAUGAACUUUAUGCCAAAAACGAUCAAACUGAUGAAGGAAAAGGGUGUAGAGUUCAGUUCAGGGUAAGUAUUUCAAAUUUACAAUUAAGAGAUAGAUAAAUUAUACACAAAAUAUAUUUUUGUUGUUACCAGAAUUUACAAGGUUCUCGGAAGUUUAGGUAAUUAUACAAAAGAUUUUCAUAUAUCACACGGUACCUCAAAAUAUCAGAACAUUCCAAAAGUGUCAAAAAACGGUAAAAUAAUUCUUCAAAAACAUUCAGCCCUUAUUUCUGAACAAGCAAUUCGUGAUCUGAAAUGUUCAAAAAUAUUUCCUUUAAUAAAUCUCAAUGAUAUUCUAGUUAUGUAACGACUCCGAUCUGCUGUCCAAGUAGAUCUUCAAUAUUAACAGGAUUAUAUGUUCAUAAUCAUCAUGUACAUACGAAUAAUCAAAAUUGCACCGGAAUUGAGUGGAGGUAAGCCUUUAUCUCUUUGUAUUGUUCAAAAAAAAAAUCAUCCUCAAGAUUUUAUUUCUAGAAAAGUGCACGAGAAAAAAACAAUUGGCACUUAUUUACAAGACGCAGGUUAUCGAACUUCAUAUAUAGGAAAAUACUUGAACGAGUAUGAUGGGUAAGAAUAUUUCAUAUCACAAAAACAUGAAAAUUUCGAAAUUUUUAGAUCAUAUAUCCCGCCUGGUUGGGACGAUUGGCAUGCAAUUGUUAAAAAUUCAAAAUUUUAUAACUACACUAUGAAUUCAAAUGGAGAACGUGAAAAAUUCGGGUUCGAUUACCAGAAAGAUUAUUUCACUGACUUGGUUACAAAUAGAUCUUUGAAUUUUAUUGAACAUCAUAUCAAAACUCGAGCUUGGCAGCCUUUCGCGUUGGUUAUUUCCUAUCCAGCUCCUCAUGGACCCGAGGAUCCAGCUCCCCAAUAUUCAAAUCUUUUCGAAAAUGAGCAUAGUCACAGGUUUUUUUUGUUUUUAAAUAUAAUUUGAAAUUUUUGAAAAAUAACUUUUCUAGAACAAUAAACUGGAACUUGGCGCCAAAUCCUGAUAAGCAAUGGCUUUUACAAAGAACUGGAAAAAUGACACCCGUUCAUAAAACUUUUACUGAUAUUUUACACCGUCGCAGACUUCAAACACUUCAAAGUGUUGAUGAAGGGGUUCAUAGACUCUUCACUCUGUUACGAGACUUGAACCAGCUUUGGAAUACUUAUGCAAUCUAUACAUCUGAUCAUGGCUAUCAUCUUGGUCAAUAUGGUUUGGUAAAAGGCAAAAAUAUGCCAUACGAAUUUGAUAUUCGAGUGCCAUUCUUUAUGAGAGGUCCAGGAAUUCCAAGAAAUGCUAUUUUUACUGAAAUUGUUUCAAAUAUUGAUAUUGCACCAACUAUGUUGAACAUUGCUGGAGUUGAAAAAUCGGUCAGAAUGAAUGGGAGAAGUUUGUUAGAUUUAGUUGCAAUCAAGAAAAAUAACAAAAGAUCAAAAAGUAUGAAACCAUGGAGAGAUACUAUUUUAAUAGAACGAGGGUAAGAAUUUUGACUAGAAAAACUUUUUCAUUGUUCCUAACGUGUUUCAGAAAAAUGCCAAAACUCAAAAAAAUCCGCGAUCGCUAUAUAAAGCAAAAGAAUAAAUUCAAAAAAGAAAACCGACUUGCAAAAGAAUGCCGACGACGAAAAUGGCAAACUGAUUGUGUUUUUGGACAGGUAACAAAUUGCUGAUAUAAAAUUGUAAAAAAAAACUAGUUUGUUAUAGAUGUGGAAAUGUUAUUUCACUGAUGAGGGACGAUGGAGAAUUUAUAAAUGUCGAGAUAACUGGAGUUCACAAUGUUCGUGUAGAGAGAAAAGAGAGAUACUGAAUUCAGAAUCAGAUAUUGAUGAGUUUCUAGAAAUAGCGGAUGAAGAAAAUUGGCGACAGGGUGAUUUCAGUUCGAUAUCAGAGACACAUAACAGGAAUCGAAGAGAUGUUUGUGAAUGCAGUGGAAAAAAUAUAACACAUCCAAUGUGAGUUGAAAUAUAUUCCGAAAAGGAUUAGUGGUGGCUUUUGUUAAUCAAUUCAAGUUUUUCAGGAAACUUCGAGAAAUGAAGGAUCUAAAGAAAAAAGAGUUAUCCAAGAAAUACAACAACCCAGUCGAAUCGAAAAAUAAUCGAAACUGUUCUCUCCCACAAAUGAACUGUUUUUCACAUUCUUCAAGUCAUUGGAAAACCCCGCCACUUUGGCCUGAAUCACUAGGAGAAUUUUGUUUUUGUCAAAAUUGUAACAAGUGAGUUUUUUUUCUGCAGAAUAGUUCCCUACAAAGUUUAAAAUUUAUUUUAGCAAUACAUAUUGGUGUCUUCGUACUAAAAAUGAAACGCACAACUUUUUGUAUUGUGAAUUUGUUACCGAGUUUAUCAGUUAUUAUGAUUUCAAUGCGGAUCCACAUCAGGUAAUUUGAAUCAAUUGAAAAAUGAAACAUAAAUAAGUUUUUUCAGCUCAUAAAUUCUGUUUACACUUUGGAAAUACCAAUCCUUGAGCAAUUAUCUGAACAACUGAAAAAUCUUCGAAAAUGCAAAAAUCGACAAUGUGAAAUCUGGACUGCUCCAAGAAAUUUUGUUGUGAAAAAUAACGAAAAAACCAUAGAAAACCAUUUAUAA
This is a messenger RNA of Caenorhabditis angaria, 2781 nucleotides long. The record is from the annotation of a GenBank genome assembly. NCBI's taxonomy places the organism in Eukaryota, Metazoa, Nematoda, Chromadorea, Rhabditida, Rhabditidae.